UGCAGGGCCGGGCUGCGCUGCGCCGCGCUGCCCGCGCAAGAAGUUUGACCGCUACUGCGCGCCGUAGGUGGAGCAGCGCCCAGGAGGCGGCGGUCAGAGAUUGCCUCUCGGCAACACGGGCGCUUUCUCUUUCUUCUUCCUUCCUUUGCGGCUGGCGCCCUCGGGAGCUGCUGCGGAAAUGGCGCGGAGCCGGUUCGUGGUCGUGGGCGGCGGAAUCGCAGGGGUUACGUGCGCGGAGAAGCUGGCCAUGGAAUUCCCAUCAGAAGACAUUUUUUUGAUGACAGCUUCUCCAGUUAUAAAAGCUGUAACAAAUUUCAAGCAGGUCUCCAAAACACUUGAAGAAUUUGGUGUAGAAGAGCAACCAAGUUCUCUAUUAGAAAAACGAUAUCCCAAUAUCAAAGUUAUACAGUCUGGAGUAAAACAAUUGAAAAGUGAUGAACAUAAAAUUUUCACUGAAGAUGGGAAGGAAUAUGUGUAUGAAAAGCUUUGCCUGUGUGCUGGAGCAAAACCAAAAUUAAUUCUUGAAGGAAACCCAUAUGUCUUAGGAAUCCGGGAUACUGACAGUGCACAGGCAUUUCAGAAGAAUUUGGCCCAAGCUGAGAGAGUAGUAGUCGUAGGAAAUGGUGGGAUUGCACUUGAAUUAGUGUAUGAAAUUCAAGGCUGUGAAGUAAUUUGGGCUAUCAAAGACAAAGCCAUUGGGAACACUUUUUUUGAUGCAGGAGCAGCUGAAUUUCUCAUUCCAAAGCUAACUGCUGAAAAACGAGAGACUCCAAUUGAAUGUAAAAGAACCAAGUAUACAAUGGAAGAAAGUGAGGAAAAAGAAAGACCUCUAGCAGCAUCUGAUAAACUGGGCAGUGCCUUAGGCCCUGACUGGCAUGAGGGCUUACAUCUUAAAGGGACUAAAGAGUUUUCUCAUAAAGUACAUAUUGAAAUACUUUGUGAAGUAAAGAAAAUACACUCACAGCAAGAAUUUAUAGAACUGCAACAGACUUCUCUGACUUUUCCUAAAGAAGAGAAAAAUGCAGAACCAGAUGAAGUGCUGUGGCCUGUGUAUGUGGAAUUAACUAAUGGAAAAAUUUAUGGAUGCAAUUUCAUUGUCAGUGCAACUGGAGUUGUGCCAAAUGUUCAACCAUUUCUUGAUGGCAAUAACUUUGCUGUAGGUGAAGAUGGAGGUCUUAAAGUGGAUAAACAGAUGCACACCUCCCUGCCAGAUAUAUAUGCAGCUGGAGAUAUCUGCACGGCAGCAUGGGAACCUAGUCCAGUGUGGCAUCAGAUGAGGCUGUGGACUCAAGCUAGGCAGAUGGGAUGGUAUGCAGCAAAAUGCAUGGCAGCAGAUGUUUUAGGGGAAUCUAUUGAUAUGGAUUUCUGCUUUGAACUAUUUGCUCAUGUUACAAAAUUUUUCAAUUACAAGGUGGUGGUUUUGGGAAAAUACAAUGCUCAAGGCUUGGGUUUAGACCAUGAACUGAUGCUGAGAUGUACCAAGGGACAAGAGUAUGUUAAAGUAGUGAUGCAGAACGGCCGAAUGAUGGGAGCUGUGCUGAUCGGCGAAACGGACUUGGAAGAAACCUUUGAGAACUUAAUUUUAAAUCAAAUGGAUCUUUCAGCCUAUGGUGAAGACCUGCUGAAUCCAGAUAUCGAUAUAGAAGACUAUUUUGAUUGAACAAACCCUCAUUUCCAUUUUGUAUAAAGUUUUGAGUAAUGUGUCUUACCCAACUGUUUCCUUGGGAUCACCAGAAAUGAGGCAUUUUGUUUUGAUCUCAUCAGAAUACUGACUGGAAAAUUAAACUGUAUAGAAAUGCAGCAACAAAAGCAAAUGGAUUAGUGAUGGCAAAGAAUUUCCAUCUUGAUGAGAUGGACAUAGGAGAACAGGGCUGUAACAGUCUUAAAAAGUGGGCUUCACUCUGCUGUCGUAGUGCUGCAUUCAAGUAAAUGUAAGGCAGCCUUCACUUUUCAAAAGAAAAUAAUGUGCGAAAGCCUGUGCCUGCCUUGUAGCUCCCUUCUUCCCCAAGCCAUGUACAGAUCACCUGCUGUGGUUACCAGAGCUUGCUUUCCUCAUCGCUCAGGGCUGUGCCUGUUCCUCCUGUCAAGCUGUAAGCCACCUGUGUGAGCCAGGACACCAGCUUGGGACUUUGCAGAUAAGUGGGGGGGAGCCCCUGCUUCCUCAGACCACAUGCUGCAGUGCAAGCUGACACUGCAGCCAGUCAGUGCACUACCAACCCUGUCCACUCCUCCGCUGCUUAGAUUUGCAAGUACUUGCCGCAAGUUUCAAGACUGUUCUUUCCAGGUACUGCUGCCAUCUCUGCUGAGCUGACUGAGAUCAGAGGCCACCUUCAGGGCAGAGGGUGCUCAGAGCUCUCACUGCGUGGAAUGUGGUCUGCAAAUCCAUGGCACCAUGGAUGCUUGCUUGCUCUUUUUUUUUUUCCUUCCCUAAGUUUAUUUGUGAAAUAAAUGUACUGUCUAGUUGGCUAAGUAGAGAACACAGGAACUGUGAACACUGAAAGCCAGGAGAACUCAGUUGAGACAGUUGCUGUGGGGGUGUCAGGGCUGCAGUGUUGCCCUGUGGCCUCCAGGGCCUCCCCAGCAAGGCUGAGGAUACCCUUUUGCACAGGAGUCUCAUGUCCCAAGGGGAUUCUUAACAGACCAGGAUUACAGUCACCUCCUGACAAUGUUUAUGAGGACUGUUGUUUUGGCCCCUUUUUGCCCUCUCCUCCUUCCACUAUCAUGAAUAUUGGUUCCAGGCAGGAAUUUUUGCAGGUACUAAACUCCAAUUUGACUUGGGGUAACUAGUGACAAAGUGCCUAAGUUGCAAAGAGGGGUUUAAGCUGUUUCUCUUCAACUGUAAGUAGCACCCUGGCUGUACUCUCAGUUACAUGAGAUGCCCUUAAUAACAGUGAUGUAUAGGUACAGGGAAGGGACCUCUAAAGAUUAUCCAGUCCAACCCCCCUGCUCAAGAGGAUCCAUCUAGAUCAGGUCACUCAAGAACACAUCCAGGUGGGUUUUGAAAACCUCCAGUGAAGGAGACUCAACGUUCCUUCUUUUUUAGUUGCCAGGCAUAAUUUGGUGCCUAGGUGAGAAAGCCCAACAUUAACAAAUAGUUAAACUAUUAGUUAAUGCCCUCUCUCCAUAGUGCCAUCCCUGGACACAGGCUCUUUCAGAUUGGACUUUGGGUUUGUUGUACAAUUGCUACUUGGGAGUUGCUGUUUAUUUAGGGCCAAACUGAGAACACUUUGUUGUACUCCACAAGCUGCAAAGUUGACACUACACAUUAAGACUUCUCCCAGAAAAAUCACUCUCAUUGUUUUUUUCAAGAGAAUGACUGUCCAAUUAAAUUAAGCAAUUCCACUUUUGGCAGAGGCUUCAGUUAAAGAAGGGGUGAAAUACUAAGCUUUAGUACCUGACACGAUUCUACCAAAAAAAUGAAGAAAAGAGGAAGAGCAUGUUCUUAAUCAUGUUUGGGUUAUACUUAAGUUGGUAUACAUCUGUGUGUCUGGGACACAGGGGUCCAAAGUGAAGCCUACCAGAGUUUGGGAUUAUAAUGAGUUUGAACUUGCCUUAUGGAUCAGUGGCUGCUAAGAUCUUUUAAAAUAUAAAAUAAAUGAAGUCUGAUCUAUCAUUUGACCUCAUAUGUGCCUAAGCAAUGCUUGGAGUCAGCAGUAGCUGUUGGGUCUCUCCCACUCUGGUAG
Messenger RNA from Colius striatus (speckled mousebird), 3683 nucleotides. RefSeq names its product pyridine nucleotide-disulphide oxidoreductase domain 1 (gene PYROXD1). NCBI's taxonomy places the organism in Eukaryota, Metazoa, Chordata, Aves, Coliiformes, Coliidae. The record is from RefSeq and is a predicted model, not a curated record. Gene Ontology annotation, molecular function: flavin adenine dinucleotide binding; oxidoreductase activity. The coding region runs from base 179 to 1660 and encodes 493 amino acids. The transcript has 12 exons.